Molecule: messenger RNA, 1776 nt
Organism: Scedosporium apiospermum
Lineage: Eukaryota; Fungi; Ascomycota; Sordariomycetes; Microascales; Microascaceae
Product: Uric acid-xanthine permease
Exons: 5
Coding region: 1-1776 (591 amino acids)
Biological process (GO): transmembrane transport; xanthine transport
Cellular component (GO): fungal-type vacuole; membrane
Molecular function (GO): xanthine transmembrane transporter activity
Source: RefSeq, a predicted model, not a curated record
AUGGACGAAGAUCAGGGCCCAUCGCAGAUUAUCCCACCAACUGAAAAGCGACGAUCACUCGGGAGAUUUCUCGCCGGCGCAAGACACCUCUUCUUCACGAAAGAUGGCCUAAUCGGCACUUACGACUAUGCGUUCCUCUUUAGGCCGAACCUCCCGUUCAUGAAGAAGCCUGAGCAGGGCUCUCCGUUCUUCGGCCUCAAUGACCGCAUGCCACUCCUCCUCGCUCUUCUUCUUGGAUUCCAACAUGCGCUUGCUAUGCUUGCGGGAGUUAUCACACCGCCAAUUAUACUCGGAGGUGCAGGCGGCGUCAACUUCCCCCCAGAGCUGCAGCAGUACCUUGUUUCCACGGCCUUGAUCGUCUCCGGCACUCUUUCUAUGAUUCAAAUCACAAGAUUCCACAUUUACAAGACACCGUACUAUCUUGGAACGGGUUUGAUAUCCGUAGUAGGGAUAUCAUUCACCAUUAUCCCUGUCGCUCAAGGUGCCUUUGAUCAAAUGUAUAAAAACGGUUUCUGUCCGACAGACGACAAUGGUCUCCGUCUCUCAUGUCCCAAGGGAUACGGCGCACUGCUGGGCACCGCAGCAUGCUGCGCUCUCCUUGAAAUUUUGAUCGCCUUCAUCCCUCCUAAGAUCCUUCUCAAGGUUGUACCGCCAAUUGUCACUGGCCCUACUAUUAUGCUCAUUGGUAUCCACCUUGUCGAGAGCGGUUUCAAGAACUGGGGUGGUGGUUCUGGGCCUUGUUUCCAGCCAACGAGCGACUUUUUUGCCUCGUGCCCCAACAUCAAUGCUCCUCACGCCCUUCCCUGGGGAUCUGCAGAAUACCUAGGUCUCGGGUUCUCCGUCUUCGUCACGAUCAUCCUUUGCGAACGGUUCGGUUCGCCCAUCAUGAAGAGUUGCAGCGUUGUCAUAGGUCUUCUCGUCGGCUGUAUUAUCGCCGCUGCCACCGGAUACUUCGACCGGUCCGGAAUCGACAGCGCUCCCGUGGCCUCCUUCAUAUGGGUGCACACCUUCAAGCUCACCGUCUACGGCCCUCUCGUCCUUCCCAUCCUCUCCGUCUUUAUUAUCGUCGCCUGCGAAGCCAUUGGCGACAUCACAGCCUCCUGCGAUGUUUCCCGAGUGGAAGUCUCGGGGCCCAUCUACGAGACUAGAGUUCAAGGUGGUGUCCUCGCUGACGGCCUCAACGGUCUCCUCGCCGCCCUGAUGACCAUCACACCCAUGAGCACGUUCGCCCAGAAUAACGGCGUUAUCGCCCUUACUCGAUGCGCUAAUCGCACCGCCGGCUACUGCUGCUGCUUCUUCCUCAUCGUCAUGGGCAUCUUCGCCAAAUUUGCCGCCGCGCUCGUCGCCAUUCCGUCUUCGGUUCUAGGAGGCAUGACUACCUUCCUCUUUUGCUCCGUGGCCGUCUCUGGUAUGGCUGUCAUCGCGCGCAGUGUUCCUUUUACCAGGAGGAACCGGUUUAUCCUGACGGCUGGUCUUACGAUCGGUUUUGGAGCUACGUUGGUGCCUACCUACUUCGACACGGUCUUCACCUACCACGGACCCAACACUAGCCUCCGUGGAUUUAUGGACGCUAUCGAGAUUGUUAUGGAGUCCGGGUUCGUCGUCACUGCUUUCAUUUGCAUGAUUCUCAACUUGACGUUGCCCGAGGAGCCUGAAGAUGCCAUGAUGAUGAACUCUCUCCCGGCGCAAAGCGACGACGAUUCCAUGUUGCAUGUGCGAUUCAAGUUUAAAAUGUCCCAACAUGCCUCUGUUCACUGGUUCUUGGAUAGGCCCUAG